AGUAUCUCGGCCGACAAGCGACGUUACACGUUUCCUCUGACACAAUGACUAACAUAUGCUUAAUACUCGCAGUAUUCAGUGUGUCAAACACUCGUGGUUUGGCUGUUAAUUUUACAUAUACAACGGAUAGUACUACACAAGUUGUGAAUAGCAAUGUAGUUAUGAACAGAAAUGGGGAUAAUACCACGUUCUUCGUUGAUGACAACCGAACUACCAUACUAGUGGGGAACCUUAUAGGUUUCACCACCAGUACCGACUAUGAUUUGGAGGAUGCGAUCUGUCAGUUUGCCGAAAGAGCGAUUCAAGAUGUCAACAAAGCUACAGAAUUGUUUCCAAUGUUUAAACUUAAAUUAGAUCCAUGCAUUGACGAGUCGAAUGUCGCCUCUGUAAACGGCAGGUUGUGGGACUACAUCUACCGAGGUCGUGAUACACCUUUUAUGUUAAGCUUUUGGCAAGGUCAAGCUGCGACGAUACCAGUAUGCGCUAAAUGGGGAUGCAUUGAACGCACUUUCCUUCCGCACAGAGUAUAACAACCAAAACUAUAAAUACUAUACUAGAACAGUUGCUGAAAGCUCAUUUUGUUCAUUUGCUUUCGAUGCCAUUAUUCAGCAUUAUACAUGGAACAAGAUAGGGCUGUUGACCUACAAUUUUGGGGAAGCGGCUAAGGCAGCUGCUGUGUUGAGGAACGAGCUUAAGAAAAGAAACGCGACCGUAGAUGCCGAUGUUCUCUUUACAUUCGAUGAAGGAUCACCUGAUGUCAUUUGGGAACCAUUAAAGGUAAAAAUGAGAAGAAAAUUAGUACAUACAAAGG
This is a messenger RNA of Owenia fusiformis, 811 nucleotides long. The record is from the annotation of a GenBank genome assembly. NCBI's taxonomy places the organism in Eukaryota, Metazoa, Annelida, Polychaeta, Sabellida, Oweniidae.